ACCCAGUGUUUAAAAAUGUUUUGGGUUGUACUGACUGAUUUAUUCUCCCUGUCCUCCUCUGCAGCUUUCAACAAGGAGCAGGAGAAGGAGAAGAACCUGGAGGAGGAGCGCAGCGUCCCCCAGUCAGCCUUCCUGGGCCCCACGCUGUGGGACAAGACCCUGCCCUACGAUGGUGACACCUUCCAGCUGGAGUACAUGGACCUGGAAGAGUUCCUGUCUGAGAACGGCAUCCCCUCUAGCCCCUCCCACCACCACCACCACCACAACCAGCACCAACCACACGCUCCACAACGCCAGCCGCCAAUCAUGCCUCAAGCCCCGCCCACGCCUGCGCCCUCGGUGAUGGACCUCAGCAACCACGCCUCAACCUCCGUACACACGAGCGUCGUCUCUCCAAACUGCCUCCACAGCAGCCCGGCAAGAGCAGGCCUCCCGAACUCCAGAAACACUCCCAGCCCCAUCGACCCAGACUCCAUCCAGGUUCCCGUUGGAUACGAGCCCGACCCGGCUGACCUGGCUCUGUCCAGUGUUCCGGGGCAAGAGAUGUUCGACCCGCGCAAACGCAAGUUCUCGGCCGAGGAGCUGAAACCACAGCCCAUGAUCAAGAAAGCUCGCAAGGUCUUCAUCCCGGAAGACCUGAAGCAGGAUGACAAAUACUGGGCCAGGCGCAGGAAGAACAACUUGGCAGCCAAGCGGUCCCGGGACGCAAGGCGGCUCAAAGAGAACCAGAUCGCCAUCCGAGCCGGCUUCCUGGAGAAGGAGAACUCGGCUCUGCGGCAGGAGGUGGCCGAACUGAGGAAAGAGCUGGGACGCACCAAGAACGUCCUGGCCAAGUACGAAGCACAGCACGGACCGCUGUGAGGAACCACACACUCUCUGAGAAGGAUGACCCCGCCUCCUCCUGAUCCACCAGCGACCCUCCUUUCACUUCUCCGCCACUCGCAGUCCUGAUGGCUCGAUUCGCGGCAGGUGAACAUAUACUUUUGGAACAUGGAGAAAAACUUAAAGGACCAGUCUGCUGUUAUUCUCUAUUUUUCUUAUUGUCAACAAAUCUCACGUUCAGACUGAAACCAACAGCAGUCCGUCUCUCAAUACUGUCUGACUUCCUGUCUGCUCAUUGGUUCCUACUCACAAAUAUAUAGUGUAAAAAUGUCUUAUUUUUAUCAAACAAACAGGAGGGAACAGGGCAUUUGUUGGGGACUAUUUUCAGCAGCGGAUGAAUCCACAUUUGGUGCAGCAGCACGGUGUAUACAUAAACCAGAAGGAAGAUGUCCCCUGGUGCAACUUUAGACGUGUUUCCAUCAAAAUGUGUCGCAAAUUUGAACCCAGUUUUGAGUAAAUCAGCAAAAGAAAAUGUGAAUGCUCGUCUCCAUUCACCGUUAUUAUUAGGAGUUGGUUCAUCGAGAUGAGCGGUAGGUUGAGAGAGGAGAAGGAAACUUUGAAUUUUGUUGUUUCCAAUCAACCUUUUUCAAUAUGAUGCACAUAAACAUUCGCUGAUAGAAGCACCAGCGUGGCUCACUGGUGUGUUUCUCUGUGGCAGAGGAAGAGGAAGAGGAAGGCUGUGAUACACAGUCACUACCUGCUGGUUUGGGAUUUGUUGGCAAUAACAGAAAUCUAGAAUAUUAACGCACGUUUUAUUAGCUUUUAUUUUUGGCCCUUCUUUCCGAGCCAGGAGUAUUAUCAACACGUCUGUGCAGUAUUCCUCCCAACUUUUCUGUGGCAACCAGCAACCAGCAGCAGUGUAAAGACGGGCAGUUUGCUCCUGCCCUGAGUCGAGCUCAUUAUUCAGGAUCAUUAAACAGACACACACACACACACACACACACACACACACACACACACCUGUGAUCCCUCCUCACGGACUCAUUUACCCAUCUGACGUCUGACCUCCGACCCCUCUUCUCCCAGUGGUAUGGUAACAGCACUUUAGAACUACCGACGCCUCGCUCUACACCCACCCCCCACAGACUCCGCCCCCCCACAUGUACAUACCCGCUCCUGAUGUGUACCGCCUCCUGCUGCCGCGCUUCUGUUGGUUUUCUAUCAGGGCCGUUUCAAGCCUUUUUUGGGGCCCUAAGCAGUAUUUUUAUGGAUAUUUAUGGAAAUAUAAGAAGGAGGAUAUCAAAGAUGCACUCCCUGAUUUUGAUACAGAACGAUAAACAUCUUUAUUUGUUAGCACCCAAAUUUGUUCCUAAAAUGUGUUAAAAUCUUCAAGUCUGCUAUAACAACAUCAGAGAGUGUAUCUUUAAAUACUUCAGUUAUGACAAAGACAGUUAAGAGAGGAACCCAAAGAGAGUCUGUUUGUUUAUGGGGCCACAACCGACCAGCAACACAUUUUAGUGUCAGUGUCUGAAUUCAGACUGCAGCUCAUGUGAUUGUUAAUGUGAUAUUUCCCCUUUAUUUCGGUGUCUUCAGUGUCUGUAUAAUGAUUGAGUGUCCUCUUCUGCUGUAUCUGUGUUUAUGUGUCUGAUGAUCGUCUAUGUGUUCAGAUGUGAAUCUUGCCAUCGGACACACGCUAACAUGCAGCGAUGUUCAGUCUGAAAAGCUGCUGCCUGCUGGGACAUAAAAACAGACAAACUGUAGAAAUCUCAGCACUGCUGGAAGUUACAAUAAUGUAGAUCUUCGCUUUUUACACACUGAUUUGUUUUUAGUUUACAGCGGUUAAUUGUAAGUCAGUAUGAAAAUCAGCAUUAUAGCUCAUUAUAGCACGUCCAAACCAUCAUCCAUUCUUAGUUUGCUCAAUCUCACAUAACUUUUUAGAAAACACAAAGAACAGUUGAUACUCCAAACUAAAUAAUAUUUGGAAACAAGAUCUUUUCGAUGCUAGCUUGUGCAAACAGGAUAAAAAAGUGUUUGUAUUGUAAGAUCUUCACAGGCUUCCUUCCUGCUGACUGCAGUAUAUCAUAAAGCAGUGGUUCCUAACCUGGGGAUCACGAGGCCUUCUUGGUUUUAAGGCGUGCUAGAAAUCAGUUUGCUUUAAUGGAUGGUGGCUGUCGCUACCUGAGGAUGAAUACAGGUUGAGGAAGGCAUGUGCGGGGAUUUCUACAGUUAUGAACCGGUUGGCACAAACUGAACUGUGACCUGACAUGUCGGGUGGCGUCACAGCUCACGUUUUACAAUCUUAUGCUGCCCAUAUGUCAGUUUGAACUGUCACUGCCUCGUUCUCUCUGUACUCUGUUUUUGUGGAUUUUCCUUUUUUACACACUUCAAUCUACUUUGUGUGUUGUGUUGAGGACAAAAUGUCAGAAAUGUGCUGCUGUUUUUUUGUGCCUGCAGGCUCAUUAAACAGUCAGUACUGCAGUUCACCAUUACAAAGGAAGGAAACAAAUACUUUUUAACAACCUGGUUCUUGUUUCAUAAGUGGGCUUUUAUUUCAAAAAGAACAAACAUAAGACCCAGAUUGUCAAAAAAAACUUUAAAGUAAGUUAAGUUAAAGAGUAACUAUACCCCCAAAACUUUCUGCUGAAAACCUCUAUAUGGAUAUUUACUUACUUACAUAUUGGACAGUAUUUGAAUUCUACAUAUUGUGCUAUAAAUAUUCAUAUUAGCUUAGCUAGCGUUACAACACAGGUAGCACACAGAAACUUGAAUGUGUUUCUAGUGACUGUUAAAGUUAGUUACACUUUAACAAGCUAAUACGUGCUGUUGCUGUUUGUCGAUCGCUCUCCUCAAACUGGCCAAGAGAAUGUCCCUAAAGAUUGAACAGGGUUUUCCUUUUAAUUCACUAUAGAAACCAAACUGUUUCCCUUCAGUGCAAUAGAUGGUUCUUUAUGGCUUUGGCAUGAACUUUUAUUUUUAUUUUUUCUGUCGUAUUUUCCAAGGUGCGGCCCCCAGUGGCCGAGUGAGACAUGAAUGUAUAUUUGAAACAGUGCGUUGGGUGAGUGGUGUUGUCUUAUACUGUGGAAUCACUUUAGUACUCUUUACUACAGACCAAAAUAAUACAGUAUAUAAAGGAUAUAUUGAUAUAUUAAAGGUUUUAAUGUUUAUACAGAGAUAUUCUUCUUGUUUUUUUGUACAGUCUGUUUUCCUACAUAGAUAUUUCCUGUGUAUUUUGGAAAGGUAACAUGAAUAUAAGCAGUAUAUAACACGUAUAUUCAGAAAUAUUACCAAAACUGCGUGCCCGACCAGUGUGGGCGAUGCAUGGGCAUUACAGAAAUCCUCCACGGUUUGUCUGAUCCUCCCUGUGUAGUCGAAAUACCUCAAACCCCCCUGACUUUCUUACCCUCCGUCACACCUGUGCAGGUGCAGCUGAUUCAGCUCUUGGGUAGUUUUUUGCACCAGGUGCUCUGCUCCUCGCCUUUCAUUUGUCAGCGAGGACACAGUCGCCUCCACACAGAUACUAACGUACGUAUAGUUUCAUGGCUAUAGAGGAAUGUAUCCACCCGACCCGAAGCACUUAUUUUUUAUUUUAUUCCUUUUGUCCGCUGUGAUUAAUCUCUCUCCUGCAUCCUGCUGUUCACUUCUCUCUGCUUCUUCAGAGCCUCUGCAGCUCUGUUUGAAUCUGUGUUCAAAGAUAUUUUUCCUAUAUUUGUCUUUGAUUAUGUUUCUCAUGAUCAAAAUAAGAAUAAAUAAAUAAAAGUUCAAAUCUG
This is a messenger RNA of Morone saxatilis (striped sea-bass), 4589 nucleotides long. RefSeq names its product hepatic leukemia factor-like. The transcript has 3 exons. The coding region runs from base 16 to 861 and encodes 281 amino acids. Gene Ontology annotation, molecular function: RNA polymerase II cis-regulatory region sequence-specific DNA binding; DNA-binding transcription factor activity, RNA polymerase II-specific. Gene Ontology annotation, cellular component: nucleus. The record is from RefSeq and is a predicted model, not a curated record. NCBI's taxonomy places the organism in Eukaryota, Metazoa, Chordata, Actinopteri, Moronidae. Gene Ontology annotation, biological process: regulation of transcription by RNA polymerase II.